Salvelinus sp. IW2-2015 is the source of this 2104-nucleotide messenger RNA. Its product is annotated as high mobility group protein HMG-I/HMG-Y-like. NCBI's taxonomy places the organism in Eukaryota, Metazoa, Chordata, Actinopteri, Salmoniformes, Salmonidae. Gene Ontology annotation, biological process: regulation of DNA-templated transcription. The record is from RefSeq and is a predicted model, not a curated record. Gene Ontology annotation, cellular component: nucleus; chromatin. Gene Ontology annotation, molecular function: DNA binding; transcription coregulator activity.
UCUGCUUCUCUAGUUGCUGUGCUGCACAGACUGGAAUUUAAGGGGCGGGCGUUGUGUAGUCUCUGUCGAAUAUAUAACAAGAGCUUUAGUUAAAGGAUUCAACCGGUAAAACUAGCGACUGGUUUGUGCGGGAAUUCGUUCGAGGGCCAUAAUCUUCAAGGGAUCAAGGAUUACAAAUCAACAUGAGUGACAAGGGUACCAUCUCACCAAAAGAGGAGGGAGCAGAGAAGAGAGGACGUGGAAGACCAAGGAAACAGCCACAGGUGAAAAGUGGUUGUGAUGAGCCCAGUGGGUCCCCUACUCCAAAGAGGCCCAGGGGAAGGCCAAAGGGUAGCAAGAACAAGACUGUCACCAAGGGCAAGAAGGCACCAGCAGCCUCAACUGCAGGGAUGAAACGCAGGGGAAGACCCAAGAAAGAGCUACCAGGUGUGAAGUCAACUACACCUGGAGUCUGUCGUGUCCUCUUUGAAACAACGCACAUUCCAGAUGGCACUGAUAGCUCCGAAAUUAGGAAUUGGCAAAUUUUGGCCUAAAAACUGACCCGUGGGACUCGUCUUCACGCGAUUCUGAAGACAGCUGGGAUGAGGUAAGCAAUGAUUGUUAAUAAUCUAGCUUUGCUUGUAGUUGAGCUUUGCGUUAAGGAGAAUGUGUUCAUUAGGUGUUUUGUGGUAUUGAAUUUGUUGUUGCUGAAACUGUAACCCUUAGCUGUACAUAACUAUACCUAACUAUACUAAAAGACUCAUGUCUUUUUCUUUAAGGGAGAACAAACCCCAGAGGAGACCUCGGACUCUGAGGACCCUUAUGUGCGCUGUCUUUCCAUCGUCAAAAUGUAUUCAUUGUAUUUACAACAGGGUGAAAAGAUUGAGCAGGCGAGAGGGAGGCUAGGGAAUAGUUUGCAUGCAAGCCGUAUGCUGGAAGCUAUGGUUACAUUUGAGGCCAGUUAUCCGCCAGAUCUAUACAAAUGUUUUAAGUCUGUAUAUCUCCCGGGCCUGAUUGAGAGCCAGCAGAAAGAGCUCAUGGAAGUCUUGGCAAGCAAGCCUGCACUGGACUGAGAGACGUAUUAAAGGAUGCUAUGCAUUUCUGUUUAUGCUAUGUUAUAAAGCUAUUGAGGAACUGUCUUUGCCUUACAGACAUGCUGUUUAUUGAUUCGAUAUUGCACUGGAGUGAACCACUGUUACUGAUUGGAAACACAGAUCCGUUGGUCCGUAUUGUAUAUGCUUUGUGUUAUGUACAUAGUAUUUUAUACAUAUUUACAGAUCCAAUCUUCUGUUUUUUUUAUUACUAUUAAGUGUAUGUUGAGUUCAUUGUCUUGAGUGAGUCUUUGAAACCGACUAGGUAUAGUUGAAAAUACAUGUUUAAGUUAAAUCUAUUACAUUUUUUUAAUGGGCUUAACUACAAUUUCAUACAUCACUGUUGACAUAGUGAUACAUAUUUCACUCCAUUCUUCAAAAAAUGUCUAGGAUAAAGGAAUUGUUGCAAAAUUAUUUAAAAACUACAGUUUAAUCCGGCACAAACCAACCGAACUUUGCCUCCACUGUAAGCAUACUCGGGCCUUAAAUAAAAUAAGCGUGAGUGUAGCCUACUCCCAAAAGCCUGUGUUGCAUUAGUCACAGCGGGGAAUGACCCAUAGUUACCCACCUAACUGGGCUCUCUUUUUAUGAAUGAACUCUCCUGCGCCAGAGUGGGAGGAGUUGGUGGGAGUUUGAGGUAGAGGGGAGGUAAAGCGGGAGGGAGGGAGCGAAGGAUGCCUCAAUGUGUGACUCACCACUCAGAUGAGUCACUACAGAUGGCCAAGUCCUCCCCUGGGGGCUCUAGGGACUUUCACGCUGGUUUUGUUUAUCAGUGAGAUGUGAUCAACAUGCACACUCCUUCUUCCACUUCAAUACUCCGAUGUUUCACUAGCAAGGCCACUGUACAAGUCCCUCCCAAAUCCUAAAGACUCCCAAUAGAUACCGUUGUUCAUAUUGCAAGGCAGUUAUUGUUGUUGAAAGAUUGAUGCACUUCUUGUGACUUAUAUUUGAUGAGAUCCCUUUUUCUUACUGUGUUAUAUUUUUGGUGUGAACCAGUAGAAACAUGGGUUGACUGUGGUCUGUGUUUGGUUUCU